Molecule: messenger RNA, 1794 nt
Organism: Cuscuta campestris
Lineage: Eukaryota; Viridiplantae; Streptophyta; Magnoliopsida; Solanales; Convolvulaceae
Source: the annotation of a GenBank genome assembly
GAUGCACGCUCCAUUGGCUCCACAUCUCCCCAUAACCGCGGGCAUAUGUACAAGAAGAUUUCUCAUCCAUAACUCCACAAGAAUCCAACACUGCCAAUCUCUGCAUUUCCACUCAUCUCUUGGAAUUGGCAUUUACUAGUCAGCUUCAAUAAUUGUGAGUAUCUACCCAUAGAUCUAUGCUGUCUGCAAUGGCUUCUCCCGGAUGAUUUGAUUUUAGCAGUUUUAGAACCAGUGAAAAACAUGGGUUUCCAAGAAUCAGUGAUUGCCCAUUGUUGAACAUGCGUUUUGGUGAUCUAUCUGUAUAAUUUUGUAUCUGGGUCGAGCCAAACAUCGGUUUUUUUUGAAAGAAAUCGUAUGAUUUAUUUGUGUGUGUGUUGAUCUUAGUGUCAAAAGCUUCAAUUUGAGGGAAGGAAAGGUGUUUGAUAUAAUGAUUAGCUGAAUGGUUCUGCUUGGUCAUCCUCUAUAUUGCUAAUCAUCUAUUGCUCCUUUUGAUUUUGCUUGAUCCAUACAUCUGUUUAAUUUUUUUCUAUGGGGAUGGAAGUUAUUGAUAUUUUCAUGGACAAGGAACUUGAUAGUGUAUUUCUAAAGGACCCCAAUGGUAUUUCACAAGAUAUGAGUAGAAAUCAAGAGGUGGAUCAUGAGCAUGCCAGUGUGGAAGGAGAAAUCUGUGUUUCUGCAGAGAUUUCUGAAGGAAAAGAUUAUGAAGUGAAGGAGUGCACUGCUGAUAUGUCAAUUUCGAUCUCUAGAUCUAAAAAAGCUGAAGACAUCAAGGAUCUUGACUCCAAUGGUAAGAAAGAUGCGGAUAUUAACAUGAAAUCAAAAACUUCUACAAAAGCUGCAACCAAACCGGUUUCAGGAAACUACAAAACGAUGCGCACAGUUCCUCAUCCAUUUGCUCUGGCAACUGAAAAGCGUGCUUUCAAUGGAACUCGGCUUGUUGGGAAUGAAAUAUCUCAGACAAACAAUUUGCAACUCCCAGCGGGUUCCAAGCAAAAUCAGUUAGCCUUGCCAGUGGCAACAAGAAAGACAUUGCAGCCUGACAACAAGAAGCAUCCGGAUGAUGAUGAUUCUUGCUCUGUUUCUUCUAUACCCAGUACAUUGGCAAGAAGGCCUAAGACAAAUGUUGCGCCAGUGCCAGUAUUUAGAUGCACCAAACGUGCAGAGAGAAGAAAGGAGUUUCACUUGAAGUUGGAAGAGAAACAUCAAGCUCUGGAGACUGAGAAAAGUCAGUGGGAGGCAAGAACAAAGGAAGAAACUGAAGCAGCUAUAAAGCAACUAAGGAAAAGUUUGGCAUUUAAGGCAAACCCCAUGCCAAGCUUCUACCAUGAAGGACCACCACCCAAGAUUGAACUAAAGAAGCCCCCGCCAACUCGUGCAAAAUCACCCAAGUUGGGAAGAAGAAAGAGCCGCGGUGAUGCAGUCAGUUCAGAGAAAAUGAGUAGAAAUGAUCGCCAGAACGACACUUCGAAUUUAACAUUUGAAGAUAAACCCACUCACAAACUGUGAGUUCUCUCCUUAAAAUCUCUUUGUUGUGGUGCUCUGGUUGUUAUGUGAAUGAAGUUUUUGACCUUCAUCUGAAGUGGUCUUUGUAUGUCAAUCUAUGCAAGUGUAUAUUUCUGUUUUAAACUUUGCUUAUAUAGAGAGUGUGUGCAGUGAGAAAUUCACUCUGUUGUACUUUAUUCAUUUCUCUGUAAAAAGUAAAAACUCUCAACACCAGCUGUAAUGCAGUAUAUAUAUACUCUGAAAUUUAUUGACUCAUAUAUUUGAAAUUGAGAAUAAAGUGGCAUUUUUCCA